Mugil cephalus (flathead mullet) is the source of this 3064-nucleotide messenger RNA. RefSeq names its product LSM14A mRNA processing body assembly factor a (gene lsm14aa). Gene Ontology annotation, cellular component: P-body. Gene Ontology annotation, biological process: cytoplasmic stress granule assembly; P-body assembly. The transcript is spliced from 9 exons. The record is from RefSeq and is a predicted model, not a curated record. The coding region runs from base 183 to 1484 and encodes 433 amino acids. Lineage: Eukaryota; Metazoa; Chordata; Actinopteri; Mugiliformes; Mugilidae. Gene Ontology annotation, molecular function: mRNA binding.
UUCACCGCGGGGGCGCGCAGAGGUUCGAUGGAGUAGGAGGAAGCGGCCGCCAUGUUGUAGCCGAGACAAACAGCGGAGACCGCGGAAAGAAACAAGCCGGGAGAUUUGCUGUUCAGUCGGUUCUGCUGAGCGCACAGGUCCGAUCCGUUCCCACGUAGCGGAGCUGAGUAUCAGCGGGCACCAUGAGCGGAGGGACGCCGUAUCUCGGCAGCAAAAUCAGCCUGAUCUCAAAGGCCGAGAUCCGCUAUGAGGGGAUUCUGUACACGAUCGACACCGAGAACUCGACUGUAGCUCUCGCUAAAGUUCGUUCCUUUGGGACCGAGGACCGUCCCACCGAUAGACCCAUCCCUCCUCGAGAUGAUACCUUCGAGUACAUCAUCUUCAGAGGCAGCGACAUCAAAGACCUGACGGUGUGUGAGCCCCCGAAACCAACAUGCUCCCUGCCCCAGGACCCGGCCAUCGUCCAGUCCUCUAUGAGCUCCAGCUCCUCAUCUGCUGUGGCCUCGGUCCCGACCCCGUUCCAGUCCGCCGGGUCCUACGGCCUCUUCAACCGGGCCCCGGUUCCAGCCUACAACCAGUUCAGCUCCAGCCCCCUGGUGUCCCCCCAGUUUGGGCCGGUGGGAGUCGGUCCCAGCAGCCCCAGCAUGGACCCCCUGAGGAAGAGUCCCACCUUGGAGCAGGUGAUCCAGAACGCCCCCUCGGCGCCGGCCUCCUCCACCGUGACCCCGGCCCCCGGCCUGGGACGCAUCGUCCCCUCCGCUGGUGUCCAGAGCGUCCAGAAGGUUCAGCACCAGGACGGCGUAGACACGAGGAGGGCAGCCGCCGGAGCUCCGCCCACUCGCCGCGGCCGGGGGGGGGGCCACCGGGGGCGGGGGCGGUUCAACGUACGGCGAGACGGGCCCAUGAAGUUUGAGAAGGACUUUGACUUUGAGAGCGCCAACGCACAGUUCAACAAGGAGGAGAUCGACCGAGAGUUCCAGAGCAAACUGAAGCUGAAAGAGGACAAGACUCUGAACGGGGACGAGAAAGGAGACACCGGCCUCGAGGCUCAGACCAACGAGAGCAACGCUGACGAGGAGGGAGAUCCCCUCGGCCCCAACUGCUACUACGACAAGUCCAAGUCCUUCUUCGACAACAUCUCCUGUGACGACACCAGGAAAGCGAACGACAAAGCUGGAGGCUCCAUGUUCCCAAGGGAGCGGAGGCAGACCUGGGCUGAGGAGAGGAGGAUGAACGCCGAGACGUUCGGCCUCCCGCUGCGUCAGGGCCGAGGUCGAGGAGGUUACCGUGGUCGUGGAGGCGUUGGUUUCCGAGGAGGUCGGGGUCGAGCAUCAAGCCGAGGGUCCUUCGGGCCUCCCCAGGGAGGAGGAGGAGGAGGAGGAGGAGGCGGCGGCGGCUACAGGGGAGGAUACAGAGGAAACCAGGCAGGCCGGGAGUUUGCUGACUUAUCAUCAUACAGGAAGGACAACAAAGUGGCAGCGUAGUGAGGAGGAGGAGCUUCUUCAGAGGGGGCGGAGCCUCUUAGAAGGAGGAGGAGGAGCCUCAUGGGAGGGGGAGGAGCCUCUCCAGAGGAGACCCAGUUGGUUGAUGUGUUGCCUAAAGUGAUAAGGAUUUUCUCCUAGUUGUAUAUUUGUCACCAGCACCGGACUUGACUCUUGUAUCCGACGUUGAUCCGAACCCUGGAGUCCAGGUCCCUCUGGAGUCCAGGUCCCUCUGGAGUCCAGGUCCCUCUGGAGUCCAGGUCCUUCUGGGGGGGCGCUUGUUUUCUGGACCCUGGUAACGUCUCCUCUGACCUGGACGUCGACCUUCACCUUUCUCACCUCUUUUUCUACCGUCACCUCCUCCUCGUCUGUCUCCUCUCAGCUGAUCACUUAGCACGUUAGCAACCGCCGCUAGUAGUUCAUAAGUCCAGAGGGGUCAUAGGUCAACGCUUAGUUUUCAUCACAUCCCAGACAAUUAUGGACACGGAGAACAUAAAAUACUCAACUUAAACCUUUUAUCUGAAAAUUAAGCAGAAACUCUGUCUAAUCAGUUUGUUGGUUUUAAUUUGGGUGGUUUAUCUCCUCCGUAGCUGAAGGUAGAUAAAAUAAUUAUUAUUAUUAUUAUUAUUAUUAUUGUUGUUAUCAUGGGCUCCAUGAGACGCCAUAAUUAACUCUAAUUAAUGAAUUGACAGACUUCAUUCUGUCCUGGUGUUCACGUUCCUCAGAUCUGGGUCGAAGCUCCAGACUCGACCCAGAACUAAACCAGACUCAUUCAGAUAAUAAUCAGGACGGGGGAGGACGGGGGAGGACGGGGGAGGACGGGGGAGGACGGGGGGACGGGGGGGACAUGUGUCAUCCGCUUCACGGCUUCGACUCCAGAACAACAAACCUCCUUUAAAGUUCGUCACUGCUCAGGAAACAGAGGCAGGAGUCUUUCUUCUGCAUUAGCCUUGAUGCUAACCGCUAACUUCCUGUCAGCGACUGGUUUGGAGGGCGGAGCCUCAUAUUCCAGAUCAGUAAUUUGCUUUUAAAGGAUGCAUCAAAAAAUAAAAACAUUUAAAGAGUCGUGUGCAGAAGAGUCAGUUUUCUUAAGGAUAAAAUCUAAUGAAGAUUUUUAAAAUCAUACAAAUAAAACGUGUAAAACUUUAGAAUCACUUUCUGUUCGUCUCUGAGUCUGAUCACAUCAUCCGAAAGGUUUUUAAUUUUACUUCAACUUAAUUCUCCUCAAGUUUCUACAGACGAGACCAGAUUAACAACCGCACCCUCAGCAUGCUAAGCUAAAUAGCUGCUGCUCUAGCAUCGUGCGCUAGCAUGCAGACAGGAUAGGAUUUAAUUAAACUGGUUUAUAUCUGACUCCGAACACAACAUGACGGAUGUUGCUAAAUUUCCAGAAACAAACCGAAGUGUUGAUGCAAUAAGAGGAGGAGGGGUAGAGGGCAGGCAGGUCGAGCCGGAUCAGGUCGGAUCAGGUCAGACCAGGUCCCGUCGGUCCAGUCAGACCUCCACCUCCAUCCUCUCUGGAGUCUCAGCCACACAUUUGUCGGACUUUUUAUUAAAAGCAAAUAAUAAACCGAUGUUCACUA